This is a messenger RNA of Protopolystoma xenopodis, 549 nucleotides long. Lineage: Eukaryota; Metazoa; Platyhelminthes; Monogenea; Polystomatidea; Polystomatidae. The record is from the annotation of a GenBank genome assembly.
AUGAUGCCUUCUGAUGGCCAGAUAUGUGCCCUUCAAAUAAUGCCCACUGACCUGGAUGAUGAUCUAGAUGAGCGUCUAUUCUGUCGAUACAAUGACGAGAUCGCAGCCUGGCAGGCACUUAUUAAUGAACAUGAACAGCGCGUCAACUCCCUUUAUGAAAAGCUGGUUGCAUCCGCUGCCCAGUCACCACUAGCCGCCCUCAUUGAUCGCCUUUCAGAAUUGUUUUCAUCUGAUUUACGGACUUCUAUCGAUUGGGUGCGUAAGCACUCGACAUUCUCACGACACACUGAUUUAAUAGAACUAUUUGAGACUGCAGUGGCCUUUUCAGGACGAUCUUCUGCCACGUCCACAAUUUCUUUGCCAUCAGAUUCGCUAUCCAUUCCAGAGACUCUGGUGGACCGACGUAUUCAAACCUCACGCGCCAAGUUAAUGCGCGCUGCACGACGCUUUCGCUCCACUAUAGUGCUUCUUCAUCAUCGUCUGCAAGAGCUGCACUCCUGUGUCGCCGACGCCGCAUAUUCCCGCAGGGCCAGACUCCGUGGUCCAGUC